AUGGGGAGGGGUGUACGCAUUGGCUCCAAAGCGGACGUCGUGAAGACCUUGCGCUCGCUGCUGCGUUUAACACGCAACCGUGGAUCGCAGGAUACCAUACGAGAUUGCAAGUUUUCGCAGAAGAUUCUUGCACAGUACCGAGCGCGACAGCACGAGAAUGAUCGCGCUAAAAUGCGUGCAUACCGCUCCGAGGCUUGCGACUAUUUGAUGCUAUUACAGGGCGUUGAGGAGCAGCGCUACUUGUGGGCGUUAGAUGCUGGCAUAGAGAAAAGACUUACAGGACAAGAAAUUGUAAACGCAUCCGCGCGUCGUGUUGGUCUCGAAGUGCCUGAGGUGUACGAAGAUAAACAGGCGAAGGAAGAGCUUAAGAGAGAAGCAGCAGCAAAAUACCUCGAUGACAAGCGGACGAAAGAAAGAUAUAAGGGUGUAGCUAACAAUCAAGACAAAAGGCGAGUGGCCAAGAACAAGCACAAGUUUAAGGAUAUAACCGACUCUUGA
Messenger RNA from Plasmopara halstedii, 498 nucleotides. RefSeq lists its product as uncharacterized. Lineage: Eukaryota; Oomycota; Peronosporomycetes; Peronosporales; Peronosporaceae. The coding region runs from base 1 to 498 and encodes 165 amino acids. The record is from RefSeq and is a predicted model, not a curated record. The transcript is spliced from 5 exons.